Messenger RNA from Ceutorhynchus assimilis (cabbage seed weevil), 1232 nucleotides. NCBI's taxonomy places the organism in Eukaryota, Metazoa, Arthropoda, Insecta, Coleoptera, Curculionidae. The record is from the annotation of a GenBank genome assembly.
GUUUUUGUUUAUUUUUAAACGUAAAUAUGACAAACAUGUGGGGGAAAAGUUUGGAGAAUUUUGAAAAGUACGAAUUUGCAAAUGCUAGCAAAUUUUUCAGCACUAAAGGAUGGACUAAAAGGCAAGUAACUAGAGGAUAUAAGUUUUUUACCGAACGUUAUAUCCACAAAGUGUUCACGGCCGGCAAGAAUGUAAAAGCGUGCUGCUAUCGAAGUCAAAAGAAAAAUUUGAAACUUCACAGCCUUUCUAUGUCUUUCCAAGAAGUCGACGAGUUGUUAGAGUUAAUAGAAGCUCAUUGCAGUUGUGAAGCUGGCAACUCGGAAUCAUGCAAUCACGUGGUUGGACUAGCCCAUUACUUGGACGAUUUAAUUCGCAGAGGUUGUACUGUAAUACCCGAUGAUGAAGAGAUGUCUGGUACAUCACUUCACAUGCAGUGGAACAAACCCAGAGGUGCGAAAAUUUUACCGGAAAAAGUGUGCACCUCUGUUUUUGCAAGUCCCAUUAAUACGGAAAGGAAAAAAGAGCCUGUACAAUCGACCUUUAGGUGCCCUUUUUAUAAUGAUGUGUUGAAGGAGGUAACAAAUGAAGAAGUUGGAAAAUUACGCGACAGUUUAGGUCCUGGAAAGUGCUUAACAAGCUUUUUCUAUAUAGCUGGGAACGAAAAUCCGGCUCCUACAGUUUCCCUUUCCAAUGGCAUGUCAGCCCCUCGAGGUUCAGUCCUGGAACUCAUAGAUCAAGGGUUUUCCCAGACAUUAGAGGUGCAGCCUUCUUCAAACGAGCGCAACUUACCUAUUUCCUUACCCAAUUUGCGUUCCGAUGCUGUAAAUAUUUUGCUAAGCUUACCACCUGUGUAUCACAGUAGUUUGGAGGAAAUAACUUUUGAACAUUCCAUUGCCAUCGAAAAAGCUACAAGAAAUCAGUCAAAGUGUAAAAUGUGGAAGGAUUUGCGCCGAUUGCGGUUCACAGCGUCAAAUUUUGGUGCAAUAUGUAAGCGGCGUUUGUUUAACAACCACUUUUUGGAAGGAUACAUUCAAGGACCCAAGGAUAUAUCGAACAUUGGAAGUGUGCGGCAUGGCCUCGAAAAUGAGAAUACUGCCAUACGUUUGUAUUUGUUGCAAAACACAACUGUAAAAUAUUUCAAAUGUGGUCUUGUUGUGCACCCGUAUGCUAGUCACUUAGGAGCUAGUCCAGAUGGUAUACUUUACAAAGAAGGCAAUUGGGGAAUAUUAUAA